Molecule: messenger RNA, 1917 nt
Organism: Fragaria vesca subsp. vesca
Lineage: Eukaryota; Viridiplantae; Streptophyta; Magnoliopsida; Rosales; Rosaceae
Product: acyltransferase-like protein At3g26840, chloroplastic-like
Exons: 14
Coding region: 1-1917 (638 amino acids)
Cellular component (GO): membrane
Source: RefSeq, a predicted model, not a curated record
AUGACUAGAAGGUUAGCUUUCUCCACACGCCACACCAUAUCUUGCAGUUCCGAGCUAGCUAGAGAGAACCAGAGCCACCCUUUGGUGGAAGAGCGUGUGAGCUUGAAGAAUUUUACUGAGCAAGCCAAGGAUCUAAUUAAAUCCGACGUCGGAAUGCCUCACUGGUUCUCGCCUUUAGACUGCGGCCAACCUUUACCCGGUUCACCUCUGCUUCUCUUUUUGCCGGGAAUUGAUGGCACUGGACUUGGGCUUAUAAUGCAUCAUCAGAAACUUGGAGAGAUUUUUGAGGUCUUGUGCUUGCAUAUUCCUCCCAAGGAUCGAACACCAUUUGCAGACUUGGUGAAGCUGGUAGAGAGAAAAAUUCGUUCAGAGCAUCAUCGCUCACCUAAUAGACCAGUAUACCUUGUUGGAGAAUCUCUUGGAACAUGCCUUGCACUAUCUGUGGCAUCCCUUAACACUGAUAUCGACCUUGUUCUAGUCUUAGCAAAUCCUGCAACGUCCAUCAGCAAAUCACCACUUCAACCCAUAUUAUCUUUACUGCAGUUCAUGCCCGACUUACUAUCCAAUCUUAGUCUUCCUCUUGUACUGAGUUCAAUGGCAGGUGCAAUGCUGGCUGAUUUAGAGAAGGGAUUCGGAGGGGUAUCAUGGGAUCUUGUUGCACCAUCAAUAGCUUACCUCUCUGUUCUUGCAGAUAUCUUGCCAAUAGAAACACUUCUGUGGAAACUACAAAUGAUUAAUUCAGCUUCAUCGUAUGCCAAUUCACGCCUCCAUGCUGUAAAAGCUCAAACCUUGAUACUUUCCAGCGGAAGGGAUCCAUUGCUACCUAGUAAACAGGAAGGUCUGAGACUCCGGCAGCUACUUGCGAAUUGUGAGAUCUGUACAUUUGAAGACUGUGGCCAUUUCCUCUUCUUGGAAGAUGCUUUUGAUUUGGUAACUGUUAUCAAGCAGGUUGGUGUCUAUCGUCGUUCAAAAGAACGAGAUUUUGUUUUAGACUUCAUACCACCAUCACCUUCCGAGUUAAACGAUGUUCUGGACAGAUACAGAUGGAUGAACAUAACUAUGAGCCCAGUGAUGCUCUCAACUUUAGCAGACGGGGAAAUAGUGAGGGGCUUAGCUGGGAUUCCUUCAGAUGGUCCUGUAGUGUAUGUUGGUAAUCACAUGUUACUCGGACUUGAUGCGUUUCCAUUGGUAACGCAGUUGUUGGAACAUAAAGGCAUCCAUCUGCGAGGGAUAGCACAUCCAGUUAUGUUUAUGAAAUGGAAACAAGGAAAGUUAAUGGAAGUACCAUUUUCCAAUGAUUUCAGACUUAUGGGGGCUGUUCCUGUCUCCGGAAAAAACUUUUUCAGGCUACUCUCCACAAAGUCUCAUAUCCUACUCUAUCCUGGUGGAGUGCGUGAGGCUUGCCACAGGAAGGGGGAAGCAUACAAGUUAUUCUGGCCGGAACAGUCAGAGUUUGUGAGAAUGGCUGCUAGAUUUGGAGCGAAAAUCGUACCUUUUGGUACGGUUGGGGAAGAUGAUUUCUGUAACAUAUUAUGUGAUUAUGAAGACCAGAUUAAAAUUCCUUUCCUCAAGAAAUAUAUAGAUGAACUAACUGAUGAAGUUGGAAAACUGAGGAUUACCCUUGAUGGGGAGGGAGGCAAUCAAGAUGUACACUUCCCAGGAAUUCUACCAAAAUCUCCGGGUCGGUAUUAUUUUCAUUUUGGGAAACCAAUUGAAACAGAAGGGAGGACGGAGGAAUUACGAGACAGGAAGAAAGCUCAUGAACUGUAUUUAGAAGUGAAAUCAGAGGUUGAGAAAUGCAUUGCAUAUUUGCAGGAAAGAAGAGAGAGUGAUCCUUACAGAAGCCUUGCGUCUCGGCUAUUCUUCCAAGCCAGACAUGGCUUUACAUCUGAAGUUCCUGCAUUUGACCUCGAUUAA